CAUACAAGUCCCACCAGCACAGCAUAGCCCAGUGAGGGGGAGGAAGAUAGAAGGAGACUGAUCAGUGAGGAGUCUGGAUUUGAACCCAAGCAGAGGAAGGUGAUUUUAGAUCUGGAAAGAGGUCUAUAUUGGAGGGUGGUCGACAAACAGCAUGGAGGUUUCAUCUACAUCAGAAAAUCAUGUAUAUGACAAGGAUUUUGAUCCCAAAAAAUACCUAGAAAUGUUCUACACAGUAGAAACUAAAGCCCAUGAAAUGGACAAGGAGUCAGUUUUCCUGCUUACAUUUAUGAAAAAUGUAUUCUCAACAGGUCGCGUGGAAGGCAAUAGUCUUAUAGAGUUUGGUGCUGGUCCCACUAUAUAUUUUAUUUUGUCUGCUUGUGAAAACUUCAAGCAGAUAUACCUUACAGAUUAUUUAGAAGGCAACCUGAAGGAAAUAGAGAAAUGGAUAAAAGGUGAUAAGGAGGCCUAUGAUUGGUCCAAAUACCUAAAAUAUGUCUGUGACAUUGAAAACCACAGGUCCACAGAGGAGGAGAAGGCAGAGAAGAUACGCAGGAAAGUCUCACUAAUGAAGUGUGAUAUCACCAAAUCCAAUCCCCUAGAACCAAAUUCCCUUCCCCUGACGGACUGUGUGAUCGUUUCUUCGUGUCUCAUCUGUGCUUCCAAGAAUGCUGAAGAAUUUAAAACUGCCCUAAAGAAUGUUGUAUCUCUGAUCAGACCCGGGGGUCAUCUAAUUAUCACUGAUUAUUUAGGAGCCUCCUAUUACUUGGUCGGCGAGGCAAAGUUUCAAGUUCUGUCACUUGAUGAAAAUAUUGUGCGAGAGGCGGUGGCUGAGAGUGGAUGUGAGAUUCAGGAGUUUACAACGUUUACUGACUUUGUUAUUCCAGAUGAAGUGUUUAAUUGUAAAAAUUCUUUCUGUCUUCUAGCCCGCAAACAUUGAAGCCAUAGAGGAAAAUAAUUAAAAAAAAAUAGGCAAAAUUAACUUUAAAGCAGUAUUAAAUCCCAAUGCAAACAUUUAAAAAAAAAUGUAAUUCACCAACUCUUAGAUUUGUUUACUGUAUUAAUUUUUUUAAUUUUUUUUUUAGGCUUUUUAACUUUAAAGCAGUAUUAAAUCUUAAUACAAACAUUUAAA
Rana temporaria (common frog) is the source of this 1129-nucleotide messenger RNA. Its product is annotated as nicotinamide N-methyltransferase-like. The record is from RefSeq and is a predicted model, not a curated record. The coding region runs from base 152 to 937 and encodes 261 amino acids. Lineage: Eukaryota; Metazoa; Chordata; Amphibia; Anura; Ranidae. The transcript has 4 exons. Gene Ontology annotation, molecular function: N-methyltransferase activity. Gene Ontology annotation, cellular component: cytosol.